CGACGAUCAGAGAGACUUUGAGCGACUCCCCCAUACUGAAGACCCGGAGAAAGAGCGACAAUGUCAGCUGAUGGGCGGAGCCGUACUCGACGUCGAAGACCCUGACUUCACGAAAGGCGCGGGAGCGCUCGGGAAGGCCGAGGACACUACGCCGCUUUGUAGUUCAUCACAGGAAUUGUUUGAUGUCUCAGAUCCCUGGCUUGCGAUACUCUCUGUGGAAGGUCCUGGGUAGACAUACGGCUUUGACGGAUGAAUGUGGCCUUUCAAUCCAAGACAUCGGUCCCGAGGUUUGAGUUCACAUUGCGUAUCCGUGGUAAAUGGCACACAUUGGCGACCACCAACGCGUUGAUGAGCACAUGCCAAUGACGGAUGGCACUUCUCCGGACAUCGACAGCAUACAGCACUUUAUCGGUGAGUUGUAUCAAGCUUCCGUUAUAGCUGGUCAUGCUCCUUGCGCCGCUCUGCACUACGAUCCACCGCAGGACCAAGAAAGCAGUGAAGUCGCCUCGCUGUGAGGCGUACCGUGAUCGGGGAAGAAAGGCAGAGGGAGCACGGCUGGUGUGGCUGGCGAAGAGUCUUAUAAUGGUCAAUGGAGGACGGAUGACGUUGAGGAAACAAAUGAGGGCAGUUCGUAGUGUGCAAGUGAACCCCAACACAUGUACGUGUAUAAGGAGGCCUCAUUCGGCUUGCAGCAUUGGAGAUAGAAAUAAUGAUAGAAAACAACAUACGCACAUAUUCUUCCAGCCCAGAUACACUUUAUGGUACUGGC
Messenger RNA from Laetiporus sulphureus 93-53, 769 nucleotides. RefSeq lists its product as uncharacterized. The record is from RefSeq and is a predicted model, not a curated record. The coding region runs from base 318 to 515 and encodes 65 amino acids. The transcript has a single exon. Lineage: Eukaryota; Fungi; Basidiomycota; Agaricomycetes; Polyporales; Laetiporaceae.